AUGAUUGAAAGAUCAUGGAAAGAUUCGUACAACACGCUGCUUAAGUGUGCGCGAACCAAUGUUGCAACUCCUUCCAUGAAGUCAUUGAGCAUUUCAAGAAGUCGACGUCGCAUCCACACAACACCAUCAUCAUCACCCCCGCCAGCUCGUCCCCUCGUUGGCCUCGGAGUAUUUAUUCUGCACCCCACUCACCCACUCUCUACUCACUCAAACCCCAUGUACCUCUUAGGUCACCGCAUCAAUUCGUUCGCAGCCAACACAUGGGGUCUCCCAGGCGGUCAUCUGGAAUUCGGCGAAACGUUUGAAGAGGGUGCAUCAAGGGAAGUCCUGGAAGAAACAGGCUUACAUAUUCCAGUGAAUGAGCUCAAGUUUUGGCAUGCUAGAAAUUUGGUGAUGAAGGAGGAGAAGACACAUUUUGUGUCGAUUUUUAUGGUGGGGAUUUGGGAUGGGAAAGGUGAUGGUCCGAGGGUGAUGGAGAAGGAGAAGUGUAGGGGAUGGAAGUGGGUUGGGUGGGAAGAGACGAAGAGGUGGGUGGAGGGUGGUGAGGGUGAUGAGGGUGGGAAGAAGUUAUUUCCGGGUAUGGGAGACUUGAUUGGAGAGUUGAAGGGGCUGGCUCCGAGGUUUUGA
Messenger RNA from Sclerotinia borealis F-4128, 627 nucleotides. Lineage: Eukaryota; Fungi; Ascomycota; Leotiomycetes; Helotiales; Sclerotiniaceae. The record is from the annotation of a GenBank genome assembly.